AAAGGUUUUGGAAAUCACAGCAAAGAGCAGAAAAAUAAGGAAAGUAGAGAGGCAGAGAGAGAAACAAAAUUAGGGCGCCAAUUUUAACCCUGUCGACCACAUUUUGGCGCUCUAAAAUCCCGAAUUUCUCUCUCUCAACAUCUCUUACUCUUCUCUCUUUAUAAUCCCCAUUUUUACUUUCUCUCUCUGUAUAAAUCUCUCCGUCUCUGUCUAGGAAUCUCUCAUUUUCUCUUUUUAAGUGAAAAAAUAAUGGUGAAACCAGCGGAGCAGGUAGCUGUAGGAGGUGGAGGAGGGUCGCAAGUAAGAUGUGCAGGAUGUAAAAUGAUAUUAUCAGUAGCAUCAGGAAUGGUUGAAUUUAUAUGUCCAAGUUGUCAAUUACCACAAAGAUUACCACCUCAACUUCUUCUUAUGAGAAAUAGUAGUAAUAAUAAUCAUUUACAACAACUACCACCAAUUCAAACUCAUGGGGUUGAUCCAACUAAGAUUCAACUUCCUUGUGCUCAUUGUAAAGCUAUACUUAAUGUACCACAUGGUUUGUCCAGGUUUUCUUGUCCACAAUGUGGUAUUGAUCUUGCUGUUGAUCUUACUAAGAUCAAACACCUUAAUCAACUUCCUCUUCCACAUCAACUUGAAGACGUUAACGAGGUGGCUGUAGAUGUGGAGCGAGAAGAAGACGAAGGUGGCUUGGCUGGAGAAACAUUUACAGAUUAUCGUCCUCCCAAGGUAUCAAUUGGUCCUCCUCAUCCAGAUCAUGUUGUGGAAACAUCAUCUCUGUCAGCAGUGCAGCCACCAGAACCUACAUAUGACCUAGAAACCAGGGAGAACUUGGAGAGUUCAAAAUCAUUAUCUUGCUUGCAGAUUGAGACAUUAGUGUAUGCUUCUCAGAGACACCUUCAGCACCUAGAAGGUGGUGCUAGGGCAGGAUUUUUUAUCGGCGAUGGAGCUGGUGUGGGUAAAGGUCGAACAAUUGCUGGAUUGAUAUGGGAGAAUUGGCAUCAUGGGAGGAAAAAAUCAUUGUGGAUCUCCGUGGGGUCAGACCUGAAGUUUGAUGCACGGAGAGAUUUGGAUGAUGUUGGUGCCACAUGUAUUCAAGUGCAUGCAUUGAACAAGCUUCCUUACUCUAAGCUUGAUUCGAAGUCCGUUGGCAUAAAGGAGGGAGUUGUUUUCCUGACAUACAGCAGCCUCAUAGCAUCAUCUGAGAAAGGACGUUCUCGUCUCCAGCAGCUUUUGCAGUGGUGUGGGUCGGAAUAUGAUAGUCUGGUGGUGUUUGACGAGUGCCACAAAGCUAAGAAUUUAAUUCCUGAAGCUGGAUCACAACCAACUCGAACAGGAGAAGCAGUUCUUGAGCUUCAGGAUAAACUUCCGGGAGCUCGAGUAGUUUAUUGCUCAGCCACUGGUGCAUCAGAACCUCGAAAUAUGGGUUACAUGGUCAGACUUGGGCUUUGGGGGGUGGGAACAUGUUUCCCUAACUUUCGUGAUUUUUUAGGGGCUCUCGAUAAAGGUGGUGUUGGAGCACUAGAACUUGUUGCCAUGGACAUGAAGGCCAGGGGUAUGUAUGUUUGUCGCACACUCAGCUACAAGGGUUCUGAGUUUGAAGUUGUUGAAGCCCCGCUAGAUGUAGAAAUGAUGAAUUUGUACAAAAAGGCUGCAGAAUUUUGGGCAGAACUGCGGGUGGAGUUACUGUCAGCAAGUGCAGUUCUUUGUGAUGAAAAACCUAAUUCAAGUCAAUUGUGGCGUUUGUACUGGGCUAGUCAUCAGCGUUUCUUUAGACACAUCUGUAUGUCAGCGAAGGUACCUGCUGCUGUACGGCUGGCUAAGCAAGCGCUCCUAGAAAAUAAGUGUGUGGUGAUUGGACUUCAAAGUACUGGAGAAGCACGGACUGAGGAAGCAGUGACAAAAUAUCAAAGGACAGACGAGUAUCUUCUUGCACGAGAUGUUUAUCUAGCUGAAAUGCGGAAGAGGUACGAAGCUGCUUCUGACCGCAAGUCAAAAAUAUUGGAUAUUAUUCGUUCUUUAAGUCUUCCAAACAAUCCGCUGGACGAUAUAAUUGAUCAGCUAGGAGGUCCUGAUAAUGUGUCAGAGAUCACAGGCAGACGUGGCAUGCUUGUCAGGGCUUCCAAUGGCAAAGGUGUCGUCUAUCAGGCUCGGAACACAAAGGAAGUAGCCAUGGAAAUGGUGAAUAUGCACGAGAAGCAACUUUUCAUGGAAGGCAAAAAACUGGUUGCCAUUAUUUCUGAAGCUGGGUCUGCUGGUGUUUCUUUACAGGCAGACAGAAGGGUAACUAAUCAGAAAAGAAGAGUUCAUCUUACUCUGGAGCUACCUUGGAGUGCAGACCGUGCAAUACAGCAGUUUGGAAGAACACAUCGGUCAAAUCAAGCUUCUGCUCCAGAAUAUAGGCUUUUGUUCACAAAUCUAGGAGGCGAACGUAGGUUUGCAUCUAUCGUUGCGAAGAGGUUGGAGUCUCUUGGAGCUUUAACUCAGGGAGACCGCCGGGCUGGACCGUCGCUGAGUGCUUACAAUUAUGACAGUGGUUACGGGAAAAGGGCCCUUAUGAUGAUGUACAAAGGAAUAAUGGAACAGGAAGCUUUACCAGUUUUACCUCCUGGGUGUUCUCCUUUGAAGCCAUAUAUGGUUCAAGAUUUUAUUAUCAAGGCGAAAGCUGCUCUUGUAUCCGUGGGAAUAGUUAGAGACACAAUUCUUGGUAAUGGAAAGGUCUCUGGAAAAAUCGUAGAUUCAGACAUGCACGAUGUUGGUCGUUUCCUUAAUAGACUCUUGGGCUUGCCUCCUGAUAUUCAAAAUAGGCUAUUUGAAUUAUUCAUCAGCAUCCUUGAUCUUCUUGUUCAGAACGCGCGCUCUGAAGGACAAUUUGACUCGGGAAUAGUUGACAUUAAAGCUAAUGUUGUUGAGCUACAGGAAACACCAAAGACUGUUCAUGUGGAUCGGAUGUCUGGGGCAUCCACUGUACUGUUCACCUUCACUUUAGAUCGUGGAAUCACAUGGGAGUUUGCAAAAUCCUUGCUUGCCGAGAAGCAAAAGGGUGAGCUCGAUUCAAGUGAUGAUGGAUUCUAUGAGUCUAAGAGAGAAUGGUUAGGAAGAAGACAUUUUCUAUUAGCAAUUGAAGGUUCCACAUCAGAAGCUUAUAAAAUAUUCCGCCCUGCUGUUAGAGAGGCAUUGAGAGAAAUGCCCCUGAAGGAGUUAAAUAGCAAGUACAGAAAAUUAUUGUCACUAGAGAAGGCACGUAAAGGCUGGGAAGAUGAGUAUGAAAUUUCUUCUAAACAGUGUAUGCAUGGCCCCAACUGUAAGAUGGCAAACUUCUGUUCUGUGGGUAAAAGACUACAGGAAGUCAACGUGUUGGGUGGACUUAUUCUUCCUGUUUGGGGCACUAUAGAGAAGGCCCUCGCUAAACAGGCUCGUAAUAGUCAUAAACGGCUACGUGUUGUACGUAUAGAGACCACAACAGAUAACCAGCGAAUCGUCGGGCUCCUUGUUCCCAGUUCUGCUGUUGGAUCCGUGCUUCAAGAUUUAGCAUGGGUGCAAGAAGUUGAUGAUUGAAACCGCAAACAACAUGUUUUGUAUAAUUUACAGUUUUCAUUUUUGGGCCAGUAGUCCCCAAUCUACAGAUAAAGAGGCAUUACUUGGACGAAACAAUGACUGAAUGUUCCAUUACAUCUUCCAUUACGGCGGAAACCAGGAAGAGCAAAAUAUACAUUGCCAACGUUCUAUAUAGAAGAUACUACUAGGUUAUCAUUUUUGUUAAGUAUUGGUCUCUAUCCUAAAAUAUUGUAUAUAUUAUCAUCAUAUGUGCAGAUUAUGGAAGUACAACCGUUUUCUGUGUAUUCUACUUUUUUUCUUUCAAUAUCAAAUGCUAAGCAUCAAUUGAAAGCGCCGCACAUUUUCAU
Molecule: messenger RNA, 3899 nt
Organism: Papaver somniferum (opium poppy)
Lineage: Eukaryota; Viridiplantae; Streptophyta; Magnoliopsida; Ranunculales; Papaveraceae
Product: protein FORGETTER 1-like
Exons: 29
Coding region: 250-3552 (1100 amino acids)
Biological process (GO): regulation of DNA-templated transcription
Cellular component (GO): nucleus
Molecular function (GO): chromatin DNA binding; histone binding
Source: RefSeq, a predicted model, not a curated record